This is a messenger RNA of Knipowitschia caucasica, 1428 nucleotides long. The record is from the annotation of a GenBank genome assembly. Lineage: Eukaryota; Metazoa; Chordata; Actinopteri; Gobiiformes; Gobiidae.
AUGAAACUACAGCCGUGGCAGGUCCAUCGCUCACUGUUCAGGCCCAACGUUAAUGAUUACACCUGCAGCGUAGGUUUACAGGCUGGGUUCACGAAGAGCACUGUCCCCCCGCCCCCACCCUCCGUGAUGGACUCCCCCAUCACCUCUGUGGAGUCCUUCCGUUUCCUGGGCACCACCAUCACCCAGGACCUCAAGUGGGAGCCGACCAUCAGCUCCCUCAUCAAGAAGGCCCAGCAGAGGAUGUACUUCCUGCGGCAGCUCAGGAAAGCCAAGCUGCCUGCACAGAUGAUGGUGCAGUUCUACACGGCCAUCAUCGAGUCCAUCCUCACCUCCUCCGUCACAUCCUCCAUCACCUCCUCAUCACCUCCUCCAUCUCCUCCCCAUCACCUCCUCCAGCACCUCCUCCAUCACCUCCUCCAUCACCUCCUCCAUCACCUCCUCAUCACCUCCUCCAUCACCUCCUCCAUCACCUCCUCACCACCUCCUCCAUCACCUCCUCCGUCACCUCCUCCAUCUCCUCCUCAUCACCUCCUCCAUCACCUCCUCCAUCUCCUCCUCAUCACCUCCUCCAUCACCUCCUCCGUCACCUCCUCCAUCACCUCCUCAUCACCUCCUCCAUCACCUCCUCCAUCACCUCCUCCGUCACCUCCUCAUCACCUCCUCUAUUACCUCCUCCAUCACCUCCUCCAUCACUUCCUCCAUCACCUCCUCAUCACCUCCUCUAUUACCUCCUCCAUCACCUCCUCCAUCACCUCCUCCUCACCUCCUCCAUCACCUCCUCCAUCACCUCCUCCAUCACCUCCUCCAUCACCUCCUCCGUCACCUCCUCCAGCACCUCCUCCAUCACCUCCUCCAUCACCUCCUCCAUCACCUCCUCAUCACCUCCUCCAUCACCUCCUCCAUCACCUCCUCACCACCUCCUCCAUCACCUCCUCCGUCACCUCCUCCAUCUCCUCCUCAUCACCUCCUCCAUCACCUCCUCCAUCUCCUCCUCAUCACCUCCUCCAUCACCUCCUCCGUCACCUCCUCCAUCACCUCCUCAUCACCUCCUCCAUCACCUCCUCCAUCACCUCCUCCGUCACCUCCUCAUCACCUCCUCUAUUACCUCCUCCAUCACCUCCUCCAUCACUUCCUCCAUCACCUCCUCAUCACCUCCUCUAUUACCUCCUCCAUCACCUCCUCCAUCACCUCCUCAUCACCUCCUCCAUCACCUCCUCCAUCACCUCCUCCAUCACCUCCUCCAUCACCUCCUCCGUCACCUCCUCCAUCACCUCCUCCAUCACCUCCUCCGUCACCGUGUGGUUCGCUGGAGCCACAGUCAGGGACAAACAGAGACUACAGCGCAUUGUGCGCUCUGCAGAGGAAGUGAUCGGCCGCAGCCUUCCAUCGCUGCAGGACCUGUCUCAUGUAGGUGUGGUCAUCGCCUAG